AUGCUUCAUUCAUCGCGAAUCUACAAUGGUCGGUGUUCAAAUUUCGCUCUCUGCUCGAAUAAUUCGAUCUAUAUCACUGAGAUUCAGCAAGGCGUUUUCCGUAUCAGGAUUUCACUUGCAGUGACGCUGUUGAGCCCGUGGGCACUACAUGCGAAGCAACUGCCUAACAAUUACCACAAUGAUUUUGCAUGCUGUAACCUGGGAAGACGAGGAAGAAACGUUAUUGCAGCAAAGUUAUUGCCUACGAAUCAUGUAUCGGCUUUGCGCGAGGAUCUCGUCAAGGACGCGGCAUCCGCAGACGGACAAUGGCGUUCCAUGUCCGAAAUAGAAUCCGUACGGACGGGCUACUCCGGCGGCAAAGAUGUGUCCGCAGGUUUAGUUCCUUUCUACCCAGAAAUAAAGUUCACCCAGGACCGCGAAAUUGUUUCCUGCAGUGCGUUUAAGAAUCAGCUCAGCCCCUACGACUGUAAAAGAUGGCACAGAUUCGUCUUACAUCUAAUCUCUGCUCAUUUUACUGACCGAAACUUGGGACAAAGGAAUGGCCAGCAUAAGCCACCAAACAAUGUCGUAAAUCAGUACAGUUGCAGUGUUCGGCCCAUCACCGACUCCGGUACACAAUCGCUACACCAAGCGUUGACAGGACAAGACGCCGUGCUAUGUGUCCUGGGCCAUACUGUAUCUGACAGGCAGGUUGAUGUGAUCAAUGCUACUGCGAAGGUCGGCGUCAAGACGUUCAUCCCAAGCGACUUUGGAACUCCCAAAGGGCCCAACGACGUCCCGGAGAACCGCGCUAUCCUGAGGGAAAAGGCACAAGCACGAGCGCUUCUGGAGGAGAAGGCCAAAGAAGACGACAAGUUCACUUGA
Colletotrichum lupini is the source of this 864-nucleotide messenger RNA. RefSeq lists its product as uncharacterized. NCBI's taxonomy places the organism in Eukaryota, Fungi, Ascomycota, Sordariomycetes, Glomerellales, Glomerellaceae. Bases 1 to 864 code for a protein of 287 amino acids. The transcript is spliced from 5 exons. The record is from RefSeq and is a predicted model, not a curated record.